AUCAAACAACGAAAGAUCACAGCAACAACAUUCCAAUUUCUUCUUCUCCUUCUUCUUCUUUACUUAUUCUUCUUAUCCUUUUAAGUUGAUACAUGGAGGAUUGUGGAGGAGGAGACCGGGGAGGGCAUAUUUUGGACUUAACGGGUCAGUUCGCAACGGGAGUUGACUCGCCGAUAAGUCUCAGCUCACCGGCCGGUGAUGGCCGGAGAAUGGUGGUUGAAAUGGACUUCCUUUCGCAGGAGAAGAGCUGGGCAAGGCCUGCACCGGAAGUAAAUGUUCCAAAUCUAAGCAUCAAAGAGGAGGACCUUACUAUCAAUACUGGGCUUCACCUUUUUUCCGCAACAGAGCAGUCGACAGUGGAAGAUGUGAUAUCGGCGACGAUGUCUGAGCAGAACAAUGAUGACGUAGGAAAGAGCGAGGUUGGCAUUACAAAGCUUAAGAGUCUUAGAACAAAUAAUUCAAUCAAUUAG
This is a messenger RNA of Dendrobium catenatum, 470 nucleotides long. RefSeq lists its product as uncharacterized. The record is from RefSeq and is a predicted model, not a curated record. NCBI's taxonomy places the organism in Eukaryota, Viridiplantae, Streptophyta, Magnoliopsida, Asparagales, Orchidaceae. Bases 93 to 470 code for a protein of 125 amino acids. The transcript has 2 exons.